Messenger RNA from Botrytis porri, 327 nucleotides. RefSeq lists its product as uncharacterized. The record is from RefSeq and is a predicted model, not a curated record. The transcript has 2 exons. NCBI's taxonomy places the organism in Eukaryota, Fungi, Ascomycota, Leotiomycetes, Helotiales, Sclerotiniaceae. The coding region runs from base 1 to 327 and encodes 108 amino acids.
AUGGGUAACUGUCUCGCUCGCCUGGAGGCCGAAAUGGUUUCACCUCCUCCCAUCCCUGAAAAUUGGAAAGACCUUGGACCUCGGAAAGCUCUUCUUCGCAGUCCACCGGAUGCACAGGCUAGGAGAAGAUGUAAGAGAGAGAAUGGAAGUGAUGGAUACGAAGAGGGGAAUAGACUGCUUUUAGUAAGGAGGGAGACAUCGAGUGGCAUUAAGGGUCUGACCUUUGAUUAUGCGGGGAGGCCUGUUUGGAGGGACCCAAAAUUGCAGAUGCACGACUCGGAUGAUAGCGAUAUCGCGAAGUCUGAAUAUAUUGAGGAGACACUCUAG